Messenger RNA from Theobroma cacao (cacao), 1330 nucleotides. It is a transcript of the gene MYB69, whose product is annotated as myb domain protein 69. NCBI's taxonomy places the organism in Eukaryota, Viridiplantae, Streptophyta, Magnoliopsida, Malvales, Malvaceae. Gene Ontology annotation, molecular function: RNA polymerase II cis-regulatory region sequence-specific DNA binding; DNA-binding transcription factor activity, RNA polymerase II-specific. Gene Ontology annotation, biological process: regulation of DNA-templated transcription. Gene Ontology annotation, cellular component: nucleus. The record is from RefSeq and is a predicted model, not a curated record.
GACUUCUCAUCUGUAACUCUUAAAACCAACCUACUUUUAUAAUUCUCACUUGGAGACUAUUUCUUCUUUUUAUGUUUUCUGAAACCUUUUGUGAUCUUCUUUCUUGUGUCAUUGAUGUCAUAAAUAUUGAUGGGAAAUUUUAGAGGCAAUAGCAGUGAUAGCGAGAAAAGUUGCCAUAGAGGGCAUUGGAGACCAGCUGAAGAUGAGAAACUUGAGCGGCUUGUUGAACAGUAUGGUCCCAAGAAUUGGAAUUUCAUUGCGCAACAUCUUCAGGGAAGAUCAGGCAAAAGCUGCAGACUGAGAUGGUACAACCAACUUGAUCCUAACAUCAACAAAAAGCCAUUUACAGAAGAGGAAGAAGAGAUACUCCUCACUGCUCAUGGGAUUCAAGGAAACAAGUGGGCUUCCAUAGCUAGGCUUUUCCCCGGAAGAACUGAUAAUGCUGUCAAGAAUCAUUACCAUGUUAUCAUGGCAAGAAGAAAAAGAGAAAAACUGUUAAUCUAUAGCAAGCGAACUGGCCAGGGAAAUCCUGAUCUUUCCAACAAAAACAAUGUUGGUGGCAAAUUUGACGGGUUUUUGAGGCCCCAAUCAACGUCUGACUCUAAGUUAGGGUUUUGCAGGUUUCAAGUCACUCGUGACAGACAGGGUUUCUCGUUACUGUCUUCUUCAAAUUCAUCACCUUCUUGGCUGAGUGGACGUGGAUCAACAAUCACAAACGAUUCAUCAGGUUAUUAUGAUGGUUUCGGUAGAGAAAGAAAAGAUUAUGUCAGGGCAAGUGAUCAGGAUGAAUUAGCUAAGAAAGGCUGCAGUAAUUUCAUUGGACCCAAGGCUGUUCAUGUUCAUCAUUCAUUCACAUUCUCAAAUUUUGGAAGUGAAGGUGAGACGUGCAGGAGAGGUUUAGUGAAGUUCAGUGAUAACCGAUCUGCACUAUGGAAUCUGCAUAUAGUUUCUCAAGGGGAAGGAUCAAUCAAGCACAAGGAUAUUCCCUUGAUAGACUUUCUUGGUGUGGGAAUCUCUUAAUUUCUGAACCUCUUGGGCUAAUCUUUUCCGCUAAGUAGAAUAUUGGGUUUCAGAUCUUCCUAUAUUUAUACUUGAUUUCCAUAUAUAUAUAUAAUCUUAUCUAGCUAGGAAUUGAGUAGCUAGUGUAUGCAAAAGAAAAAUAGGGCUACAAGUCUUAUAAGUGUAUUAUUCUUUUGCAGAUUAAUUAGAUGGAACUUUAAAAAUAUUCUUGCAGUGAUUAUAAUUAUUUGUUUUCUGUGGUUCAUGUGUGUACCUAGUGAGGCAUGAAUAAUUUUUUAACUACAUACCUGUGUUAGGUGUUGUUCCCUUU